Messenger RNA from Peronospora belbahrii, 795 nucleotides. The record is from the annotation of a GenBank genome assembly. Lineage: Eukaryota; Oomycota; Peronosporomycetes; Peronosporales; Peronosporaceae.
AUGGCAGCUGUCUGUAAGCUUAUACGCUCACCAUCAGGGCAAACGACAACUUAUCUACACACUGCUGCUUAUCAAGACUAUGUAGUAGAUCCUGUUGCCGGUAAGCCACAACCUCGUGCCCAGUAUGACUCGCAUUUACCCACGACACCACUGCAGAAAUUCAUAUUGUCAAUCACAUCGGCGUUUGUGGUAUUUGCCAACCCUGAGCGUGGUGAUAUGCUGGCUAUUCUAGGAGAAACGACGGGUCAUGAUGCACUACGUCAUAUUCAUGCACGAAUGUGUGCAGAUCCCGUGGGUGCACGUAUUUUGGCAGAGAAACCGGUGAUCCGCAAUGACAAGAUGGAUAUGAACUACCUACGCAAUCUUCCUGUCAACACGUUUGGUUAUCAUUAUGCAAAGUUUAUGGAUUUACACAAAUUUGAUCCUGAUGGUCGCUCACUUGUCCGCUUUGUGGACGACCCAGAGUUGGCUUACGUGAUGCAGCGCCAUCGUGAGUUGCAUGAUUUCUGGCACACACUAUUUGGUCUACCUCCUACAGUCUUGGGUGAGAUUGCACUUAAAUACGUUGAAAUGGUGCACUCCAAGAUGCCAGUGAGUGCGCUUAGUGCCUUUGUAGGCCCACUUCGUCUUUCGAGCAAGGAGCGCUGUCUGCUGGUGAGAGUGUAUAUUCCCUGGGCCAGCCGCGUCUCAGAGAAAACACGCUCUUUGCACUGCGUAAUGUACGAAGAGGAAUUUGAGACACCAAUUGAAGAGUUGCGUCAGCGUUUGAACAUUGAGAUUGCUCCUUUGCUUUAA